AUGUUUCUUGCACUCUCUUCUAUUGUAACUCUCUUUCUUUUGGCUUCUAAUGAAGCAGUGCUAGCACAUACUCACUACUCUCAUACUCAUCAUUAUCAUCGUCAUUAUCAUCAUCAUCAUCGUCGUAACCAUCAUGCUCAUGAUCAUGAUCAUGAUCAUUCUCAUCACAGUCAAAAACAAUUCCAUGAUAAGGCAGCUCCUUCUCAGAGGAUAAUCACUGUUGAUCAAUCUGGUAAUGCAGACUUCUCCAAGAUACAAUCUGCCAUUGAUUCAGUCCCUUCCAACAACAAGCAGUGGAUUUACAUCAACGUGAAUGCAGGCACAUACAGGGAGAAGUUGAAGAUCCCAGAAGACAAGCCUUAUAUAGUGCUGAAAGGAAUGGGAAAAGAUAAGACUUUUGUUGAGUGGGAUGACCAUGAUUCAAGUGCACAGAGUCCGACAUUCUUAACCAUGGCUAACGACAUUGUGGUUAAGACCAUUAGCUUCAGGAAUUCUUUCAAUGAUCCAAAAAAGGGGAAUCCGAUGACACCUGCAGUGGCUGCAAUGAUAAGUGGAGACAGGUCAUCUUUCUAUGGUGUUGGCUUCUACAGUUUGCAAGAUACUCUGUGGGAUUUUAAAGGAAGACACUACUUUAACUCUUGCACCAUAGAAGGUGCUAUGGAUUUCAUCUUUGGUGCUGGUCAAUCUUUAUAUGAGAGCUGUAGCAUAUCAGUUCGUGAAGCGUAUCCAGGUAAAGCAAUUAUUGGUUUCAUCACAGCGCAAGGGAGAAUGAAAGCAGACGAUGAAAAUGGUUUUGUUUUCAAGAACUGCAACAUCCAUGGAGUUGGUAAAACAUACUUGGGAAGACCAUGGAGAGCUUAUGCCAGAGUUCUUUUCUACAAAACAGUAAUGUCUUCCAUCAUUCAACCACUAGGUUGGCAGCCAUGGAAUUCCAGUGCCGAUGUAGGGGGAGUGGAAUUCUCAGAGUAUGAAAAUAUGGGUCCUGGUUCGGUUUUGUCUGGGAGAGUGAGCUGGUUGAAGAAAUUGGAUUCAACAACUCUGAUGAAAAUGACAAGUACAGAAUUCGUGGACCAUGAAGGUUGGCUCAAGACUCAUCACAUGUUAUAA
Molecule: messenger RNA, 1107 nt
Organism: Vigna radiata var. radiata (mung bean)
Lineage: Eukaryota; Viridiplantae; Streptophyta; Magnoliopsida; Fabales; Fabaceae
Product: probable pectinesterase 55
Exons: 5
Coding region: 1-1107 (368 amino acids)
Biological process (GO): cell wall modification
Molecular function (GO): pectinesterase activity
Source: RefSeq, a predicted model, not a curated record